Molecule: messenger RNA, 2095 nt
Organism: Maniola jurtina (meadow brown)
Lineage: Eukaryota; Metazoa; Arthropoda; Insecta; Lepidoptera; Nymphalidae
Gene: Dbp21E2
Product: probable ATP-dependent RNA helicase DDX28
Exons: 5
Coding region: 73-1560 (495 amino acids)
Molecular function (GO): nucleic acid binding; RNA helicase activity; ATP binding
Source: RefSeq, a predicted model, not a curated record
GUGGGUGAUAUCUGUGGUUUGUAAUUUUCGUUGGAAAUCGAAAUUCGAUUAUUUACAAUUUUUAAAUGUAUAAUGUCGAAAAUAAGGCAAAUAUUGAAGCUGUCUUAUUGCCGGUAUUACAGUGUACAACAAGCAAAGAAAAGGCUCCCAAUUAUCGCAUGUAAACGUCCAGAACUAAACCAUUUCGAGGGCCAAACGUACAGUAAGUUUGACGGCAUAAAACUCGCUUCCCAGGGCUGGUUGCACCCUAAAUCAAAGAAUGAUUACUUUAUUAUUUACGGGAAUGCGAAUAAAAAGGAGGAAAAAGAGGUUUACAGGAAAUCUUUUGAAGAAAUCGGGUUGUGUAGUGAGCUUAGAGAGGUUAUGUCACAAUUAGGUUAUUCGAUGCCUACGGCUAUACAAGCAAAGUCAUUUUCACCUAUAAUACAAGGGCACAACACUGCGGUGACCGCUGAGACGGGCUGUGGAAAGACUUUGGCGUAUUUGCUGCCUAUUUUGCAGCACAUACUAGAGUGGAAGCCUUAUGUACAAGAAGAUUUUAACAGUCCUCUAGCUGUGGUUAUAACGCCGAGCAGAGAAUUAGCACUACAAAUUGGAGAAGUUGUUCAAAGCAUCACACAGAAUCUAAACAUUAACAUCUCAACACUUGUCGGAGGUAAAACGAAGCAGAAAAUGCUUAACCCACCCAUCGAAUACUCUGACCUGCUCAUAACCACACUUGGUGCAUACAGCAAGCUGGUUACAACAGGAAUUUUCAAAAUUCACAAUGUACAUCAUAUUGUGUUGGACGAAGCAGACUCGCUAUUGGACGACAGUUUUAUUGACAAGCUGUCAAACUUGAUGAGAAAGUUUUCUAUACAAUUCAAAGUAGACAUCAAAUCACCUCCUCAAGGGUGUCAAGUUACACUGGUCAGUGCAACGCUGCCGCACGAGCUACCAGAAGCUGUGACCUCCUUCAUGGACCCCCAGUCUCUGAGGACUGUCACUACCAACAAUAUACACAAAAUACUGCCCCAUGUGCCACACAAAUUCCUCCGCUUAGGCAAAGCCCAGAAACCGGCAGAACUAUUGAAACUGGUGCAAGCUGAUGUUAACCAACAGAAACCUGUCAUGAUAUUCUCCAAUAAGACUGCAACCUGUGAUUUCUUGGCCAUGUUUCUCAACGAGAACAAUAUAGAAUGCAUCAACAUCAAUGGACAGAUGGCUGUGCCGUUGAAAUUAGGGAAGUUUGAAAUGUUCAAAAGUGGGAAGGUUAAUGUUCUCUCGUGCACUGAUAUUGCUUCUCGUGGUUUGGACACACUUAGGACUCGCCAUAUAAUAAACUACGACUUUCCUCUAUACACCGCUGAGUACCUCCACCGCACUGGACGCACCGGCCGACUGGGAUCAGCCGACGACUGCCAUGUCACCAACUUUGUGGCUUGGCCCAAAGAGAUACAACUCGUGCAGAAAAUAGAGACUGCUGUCCGGAAAAACGUCCCACUGCCCAACGUUAACGCCAAUAUUAAAAGGCAAAUCCAGGAUAGAAUAGCGAAAUCUUCUGCAGCUGCACUGUUAUAGGUAAGUUAGUAAAAUAGUUGCUUAAUUCUAAAAGUGUCCUUAAGGGCUUAUUAUAAAACUUGUAAAAUAGUAUUCACAUAAUGAGACAUCCUGUAAACCAUUUAAGAUGCACGCUUGAGUAUUAUAUUAUGUUCAUCAGCACAAUAAUGGCUUAACCCAAAAAGUGUCAUUAUAGAAAAGAGUUUUAAAUCCAGACGAGUUAAAGUGCAUCUGCCAAAAAUAUUUUUUUUUAAUUAAACUAAGUGCAUAUCGAAAGAAUGUAAUGUGAAAUUGUAAAAUGAUGAUGUCAUAUUUAAAGUACUAGUGAUAAGAUGUGGAUCAACUGUGUUAUUGUGGUCUUAGCCAGUUCCAAAUUGUAUAUUUUAGCUGAACAGCUGUAGUUACGUAAGUGUAGUAAUAGGUACUCAAAAAGGGAUCUUUGAGAAAUGUACGUUUUUAUACAAUGAAAUUUGGAUGCCAAAUCAGAUGUGUGCCUAUGUGGUGUUCAUAAGUAUCUAAUGUAUAUUGAAAUGUAAAUAAAAGCAUAAUACCAAAA